Messenger RNA from Carlito syrichta (Philippine tarsier), 2744 nucleotides. RefSeq names its product CUB and sushi domain-containing protein 3-like. The transcript is spliced from 13 exons. The record is from RefSeq and is a predicted model, not a curated record. Lineage: Eukaryota; Metazoa; Chordata; Mammalia; Primates; Tarsiidae. The coding region runs from base 415 to 2418 and encodes 667 amino acids.
GGCUGCAAUGGAGAGCUCACUAAUAUCAUAUUUCUUGGGCUGCUUUUACAAGCAGAAUUGAUCUAUUCGAGGGAGGGGGAGAAGAAAACAAGCCCCUUAAUUCCAAAUAUUGUGGGGAGUUUACCAGCGAGCAGAACUGGGCUUUAAGAGGCUCACUAGUGGUUUCUGGUGGUUGCUAUAAGGAGCUAGAAUCGGGGUGGAUUUUGGUGGAGGGGGAGGAAAAACGCGCAGGAAAAGACAGAAUCCAGAGUAGCAGAGACUUUGUGCCCCCGUUGGAGAGAUGGUUGAGUCCUCGUCAAGGUUGCUGUGGUAUCCCAGAAACACCAUUCACUCCGAGCUGUGACCGCGCACCGACAACAGCAACAACUCCACUGCGCCGGGCUGAGCAGCAGGCAGACGGAGCUCGCGGAUAAUAUGAAAGGGAUCCGCAGAGGAGACAGCCGAGCGAAGGAAUCCAGACCCCGGGAGCCUGGCACGCGAAGAUGCGCUAAAUGUGGCCGACUCGACUUCCUCCUGAGGAAGAAAAAAAUGGGGAUUCAAAGUGGAUUUACGUUUUGGAAUCUCGUCUUUUUAUUGACGGUGUCUUGUGUGAAAGGAUUUAUUUAUACAUGUGGUGGAACUUUAAAAGGACUUAAUGGCACUAUAGAAAGUCCCGGUUUUCCAUAUGGAUAUCCAAAUGGUGCCAACUGUACAUGGGUAAUAAUAGCAGAAGAACGAAAUCGAAUACAAAUUGUUUUUCAGUCAUUUGCUCUAGAAGAAGAAUACGACUACCUAUCCUUAUAUGAUGGACAUCCUCAUCCUACAAACUUUAGAACAAGGUUAACAGGAUUCCAUCUGCCACCGCCAGUGACAAGUACCAAGUCUGUGUUCUCACUACGUUUGACCAGUGAUUUUGCAGUUAGUGCUCAUGGGUUUAAAGUAUAUUAUGAAGAAUUGCAGAGUAGCUCUUGUGGAAACCCUGGAGUUCCGCCCAAAGGUAUAUUAUAUGGCACAAGGUUCGAUGUUGGGGACAAGAUCCGCUACAGCUGUGUGACUGGGUAUAUCCUUGAUGGCCACCCUCAACUCACCUGCAUAGCCAAUUCGGUUAAUACGGCCUCGUGGGAUUUUCCUGUUCCCAUCUGUAGAGCUGAAGAUGCUUGUGGAGGAACAAUGAGAGGAUCCAGUGGUAUCAUAUCCAGUCCCAGUUUUCCUAAUGAGUACCAUAACAAUGCUGAUUGCACUUGGACCAUUGUAGCAGAACCUGGGGACACAAUUUCACUCAUAUUUACUGAUUUCCAAAUGGAAGAAAAAUAUGAUUACUUAGAAAUAGAAGGUUCUGAGCCACCUACAAUAUGGUUAUCUGGAAUGAAUAUACCACCACCAAUUAUCAGCAACAAAAACUGGCUCAGACUGCAUUUUGUAACAGACAGCAAUCAUCGAUAUCGUGGAUUUAGUGCUCCUUAUCAAGGUUCUUCUACAUUGACCCACACUACCUCCACUGGUGAGUUAGAGGAGCAUAACAGGACUGCCACUGGUGCUAUUGCUGUUGCUAGCACACCUGCAGAUGUUACUGUAUCCAGUGUUACAGCUGUCACCAUCCAUAGACUUUCCGAGGAACAGCGAGUGCAAGUUACGAAUCUCAGAAAUUCAGGUCUGGACCCCAACACGUCCAAGGAUGGGCUCUCUCCUCAUCAAGCAGAUACACAAAGUACAAGGAGAAGACCAAGACAUGCUGAACAGAUAGAAAGAACUAAAGAGCUUGCAGUUGUUACUCAUAGAGUGAAAAAGGCCAUAGAUUUUAAAUCUAGAGGAUUUAAAUUGUUUCCAGGGAAAGACAACAGCAACAAGUUUUCUAUCUGUGAGUUAAAUGAGGGAGGAAUUAAGACAGCUUCCAAUUUAUGCCCAGAUCCAGGAGAACCAGAAAAUGGGAAGAGAAUUGGAUCAGAUUUUAGCCUUGGGUCAACUGUGCAGUUCUCUUGUGAUGAAGAUUAUGUCCUGCAGGGUGCAAAGAGCAUCACCUGUCAACGGAUAGCUGAAGUUUUUGCUGCUUGGAGUGAUCACAGACCUGUGUGUAAAGUGAAGACGUGUGGCUCUAAUCUUCAAGGACCAAGUGGUACCUUUACAUCUCCAAACUUUCCAUUCCAGUAUGACAGCAAUGCACAAUGUGUCUGGGUCAUCACAGCAGUGAAUACAAAUAAGGUGAUCCAAAUAAAUUUUGAAGAAUUCGAUCUGGAGAUUGGCUAUGAUACCUUGACAAUUGGUGAUGGGGGAGAAGUUGGAGAUCCUAGGACAGUGCUCCAAGUGCUGACUGGGAGCUUUGUACCAGACUUGAUAGUGAGCAUGAGUAGCCAAAUGUGGCUGCACCUUCAAACAGAUGAAAGUGUUGGAUCUCUAGGCUUCAAGGUCAACUACAAAGGUAAUGAUCAAUUGCAACUGUAGGAAAUAUGUUAUCUUAGGGCCACCAGAAAGAAUAUUUUUAAAUUCAAGUUUAAUUGCGUCUACAAAAUAAAAGUUUUUCAUAACACAACCAAGAAACAUUCUAACAGAUUUUCUCUUUAAUUUAACUAUGAAUGUUGAUUUAUCUUACCUUUAUAUAAAAUUAGUUUUUCCUUUAAAAUGUGUCAAUUUUGUAUAUUUGUAUACAUAAAUUUCUCAUAUUUCUCUCAGUCCAUUGAACUAUCCCUGUGUUUCAGUCACUGUAGAUUCCUAGCCUUUCCCAGAACAGACCAUGCCACUUCAUACACUUUUAAUCAGUUUCCUGGCAA